AUGGAAAAUAUUAAAAUUGAACAGUUAGAAUUAGAAAUAUUGGACGGAAAUCUAUCAAACGAUCUUCAAGCAAAUAAUCCAUUAUUAAUUAAAAAAGAAGACAUUAAUGCUGAUCAAUUUCCAACAGAAUCAGAAAUUAAAAACGACAAAUUUGGACAUAACUCUUCAUUAACUCAACAUAAACGAAUUCAUACAGGCGAGAAACCUUUUGCUUGUAAUAUUUGUCACAGGGAGUUUGCAAAUAGCUCAGCAUUAACUCAACAUAAACGAAUUCAUACAGGUGAGAAACCGUUUGCUUGUAAUAUUUGCAACAGGAAGUUUGGACAAAAUUCAACAUUAACGCAACAUAAACGAACUCAUACCGGAGAGAAACCGUUUGAUUGUGAUAUUUGUGAUAGGAAGUUUGCACGUAGUUGUUCUUUAAGUCAACAUAAACGAAUUCAUACUGGAGAGAAACCUUUUGCUUGUAGUAUUUGUAACAAGGAGUUCACGCAAAACUCAUCAUUGGUUUACCAUAAACGAAUUCAUACAGGAGAAGAACCUGUUUCUUGA
Messenger RNA from Chrysoperla carnea, 552 nucleotides. RefSeq names its product endothelial zinc finger protein induced by tumor necrosis factor alpha-like. Gene Ontology annotation, biological process: regulation of transcription by RNA polymerase II. NCBI's taxonomy places the organism in Eukaryota, Metazoa, Arthropoda, Insecta, Neuroptera, Chrysopidae. The record is from RefSeq and is a predicted model, not a curated record. Bases 1 to 552 code for a protein of 183 amino acids. Gene Ontology annotation, molecular function: RNA polymerase II cis-regulatory region sequence-specific DNA binding; DNA-binding transcription factor activity, RNA polymerase II-specific. The transcript has 2 exons.